AUGCCAGUACGCGCCUGUGCUUGUCCCAUGUCAUACCGUAAGGCUUGGACGGUAUCGCGUAUUGCCCAAGCGUCAUAUCUCAGCUUUGACCUCUACCACGACCUUCCACUAACGCAUCCAUCCGAUCUUGGUUCUGGCACACUAGGAUCUCUCUAAUACCAGUACCAAAUCCAUCUUGCCACAUCACGGCCUCUAGAUUAUAGAAACAACCACGACCGCAUUGUUACGGCCUUGAACCGCGCCGCAACCAUUCAUUCUACACACUGCAACCUGCAGUCUUUACACCUGGGAUACGAUAACUAGUGGGAAGGAGAAGUUUGUUUUGUCUUUGAACAAUCAUGGUCAGUAGAGUCGAAGCCUAUGUCUUACUAUAUCUCCAACCUCCGUUUGGGCAGGCGGUGUCUAAGAAAGCAGGAAAGAAGGUGGCAGCUACGCCGAAGAAAGGCGGAGCAGGUGCUUCCAAGGUGGCAAAGGCUGAUUGGAAGGAAGGUUUCAAGAAGAAGUCGGUCGGAGUGACCGAUAUGACCUUGUUGACCACGAUCACAAAUGAAAGUGUCAAUGAGAAUCUGCAGAAGCGGUGGCUCAAUGGAGACAUCUACACUUGGAUUGGUGGCGUGUUGAUAUCUGUGAAUCCAUUCCGAGACUUGGGCAUCUAUACCGAGGACGUUCUCCAACGAUACAAGGGCAAGAAUCGGCUGGAGGUCCCUCCUCACGUUUUCAGUAUCGCAGAGUCGGCGUACUACAACAUGAACGCGUAUCACGAGAACCAGUGCGUUAUAAUCUCUGGCGAAUCUGGUGCAGGCAAGACAGAAGCUGCAAAGCGGAUUAUGCAGUACAUCGCUGCGGUCUCUGGUGGGCAGGACAGCAGUAUCCAAGAAAUCAAGGACAUGGUACUCGCUACAAAUCCUCUCCUUGAGAGUUUCGGUUGUGCCAAAACCCUACGGAACAACAACUCUAGUCGACAUGGUAAAUACCUGGAGAUCAUGUUUAACCAGCAGGGGGAACCGAUCGGUGCUCAGAUUACGAACUAUCUGUUGGAGAAAGGCCGAGUGGUAGGGCAGGUGGAAAAUGAGCGUAAUUUCCAUAUUUUCUAUCAGUUCACGAAGGCCGCUCCUCAAGAAAUGCGAGAGGCCUACGGCAUCCAGACCCCCGAUGCCUAUGCUUACACAAGCGUGAGCAACUGUCUCGAGGUAUCUGGUAUCGACGAUAGUCAAGAUUUCAAUGAGACGAUCAAAGCCAUGCAAGUCAUCGGUCUUACUGACUACGAACAGAGUGAAAUAUUCCGCAUGCUUGCUGCAGUUCUCUGGGUCGGAAACGUCCAAUUCGUCGAGGACGAUAGUGGGAACUCACAGAUUUCGGAUACGAGUGUCACGGACUUCGUGGGAUACCUCAUGGAGGUCGAGCCUGCCCUCGUUCAGAAAGCGCUCACAAUACGCAUCAUGGAGACGCAACGAGGUGGGAGGCGUGGAUCAAUAUAUGACGUCCCUCAGAAUCCCUCACAAGCUAGCUCCAUCCGAGACGCAUUGGCGAAGGCGAUCUACAAUAACUUGUUCGAGUGGAUUGUCUCUAAGAUCAACGUGUCGAUGAAGCCCCGGUCUGCGACUGCCCAGCUGAUUGGCAUUCUCGAUAUCUUCGGCUUCGAAAUCUUUGAGGACAAUUCCUUCGAACAACUUUGUAUCAAUUAUGUCAACGAGAAGUUGCAGCAGAUCUUCAUUGAGCUCACAUUGAAGACUGAGCAGGAGGAGUAUGUCCGCGAACAGAUCAAGUGGAAUCCAAUCAAGUACUUCAACAACAAGAUUGUAUGUGACCUGAUCGAGGAACGUCGUCCUCCAGGCAUCUUCGCCGCAUUGAACGAUGCAUGUGCUACGGCUCAUGCUGACCCGACCGCAGCCGAUAACAGUUUCAUUCAGCGGAUGUCCUCCCUAUCGUCGAACCCACAUUUUGAGUCUCGUGGUACUCAAUUCCUCGUAAGGCACUAUGCUGGUGAUGUCAUGUACAAUGUUUCUGGCAUGACGGACAAGAACAAGGACAUUCUCGCUAAAGAUCUUCUGGAUUUGAUCGGCACAAGCUCCAAUCAGUUCCUGCAAGGGCUGUUCCCCGAUCGUCCAGACCCGAACAGUAAGAAGAGGCCACCAACCGCUGGUGACAAAAUCAAGGCAUCUGCUCAAGCCCUGGUGGAGAACCUCAUGAAAGCUCAGCCCUCAUACAUUCGCACCAUCAAGCCGAACCAGAACCGAAGUGCUACAGAGUACGAUACGAAGGCGGUCCUGCAUCAGAUCAAGUACCUGGGUCUUCAAGAGAACAUUCGUGUUCGACGUGCGGGUUUCGCGUACCGAAAUACCUUUGAGAAGAUGGUUGAACGAUUCUAUUUGCUUUCUCCCUCCACGUCCUACGCGGGAGAAUAUACAUGGCAAGGAGAUACCAAGUCAGGAUGUGAGAAGAUCCUGACCGACACUGGCAUAUCUAAGGAUGAAUGGCAAAUGGGCACCACGAAGGCUUUCAUCAAGAAUCCAGAAACCCUGUUCGCUUUGGAAACUAUGCGAGAUAAAUACUGGCACAACAUGGCUGGUCGAAUUCAACGUGCUUGGCGUAACUACAUGAGGUACAAACAUGAAUGUGCUCGCCGUAUUCAACGGUUCUGGAAGAACAACAAGGAAGGUCUUGAAUACGCCAAGAUUCGUGACUAUGGCCACCAGGUCCUUGCAGGCAGGAAGGAACGACGACGGUUCAGCUUGGUCAGUUACCGUCGCUUUAUGGGUGAUUACCUCGAUAUCAAUGGCAAGAGUGCACUUGGCGAGGAACUGUCUUCUGCAUGUGGAAUCUCCGAGCAAGUGACUUUCAGCUCAAGGAUUCAAGUUCUUGUCUCGAAACUCGGUCGGGCGAGUAAACCAAGUCCACGUUACCUCGUCGUAACUCAGAAGGCGCUCUUUAUUGUUAUCGCCCAUGCAAAGGAUGGGCAGACAAUCUUUGCAGCAGAGCGGAAGAUAUCUCUGAGCGGUAUCAAGAGCGUUUCAUUGUCCAAUUUACAAGAUGACUGGCUGGCUUUGAACCUUGGGCCUACUGAAGAGGGCGAUCCAUUCAUCAAUUGCGUCUUCAAGACAGAGCUUGUCACUCACCUUCUGCAAGUGACACGUGCGAGCAUCAACGUGCUUAUAGGUCCUAUCGUGGAAUAUACAAAGAAGAAGGAGAAGAAGCAAACCGUCAAGUUCCUCAAGGACGAAACCGCGUCGAAAGAAGGGCACUAUAAGAGUCACGCAGUUCAUGUUCCUUCUGGCGAGCCCCCAAGUAGUCUUUCGCGACCUCCUGCAAAGCGAAAGGAGGGUGUCGUCAGGCCUAUCACUCAAGGCAAACUGCUACGCAAGGGUGGUCCUUCUGACAAACCCGCGGCUUCGAGAGCUAGACCGAAGCCGGCCGCUCAGCCGUUACCUGGCAGAUCUUCGAUAGCCCAACCGGUCAAACCUGCGGCAGCAAGGACUUCCGUGUCAUCAGCUGCACCCCGUGCUCCACCACCGCCUCCAGGUCGAACGGUCGCUCCUCCACCGCCACCUCCUCCCCCGGAAGAACCUGAUGUUGAACGAUACAAGGCCAAGUUUGCGUUCGAUGGGCAGGAGGGUGAGAUGACGCUGAAGAAAGAUGAUAUCGUUGAGCUUGUCGAGAAGGAUGACAAUGGUUGGUGGCUAGUGAAGAAGAGUGGCGUCGAAGGGUGGGCUCCAAGCAACUAUCUGGAGCUAGUACCCCAUAAACCCAAGGCCGCUGCCGCUCCUCCGCCACCUCCUCCGCCACCGCCCGCUGCCCCUCGCUCGGUCCCUGCAGCACCACACGCACCAGCCGCGGCCAGGAUUGUCCCCAAAUCAGUGGCUGCCGACCCUUCUGCGAUGCCUAUGGCAGUCUUUCCGGGGAUGGCGCCGUCCAAUGGUUCUGCCGCGCCAUGGAAGAAACUCCACGCGGCCACCCAAGAUCAUACGCCUGCGAGUUCAAGACCAAGCAGCUCUUUGGCGGGCAAACCUCCUCCGCCACCUGUUGCUUCUAAACCCAAACCUUCACCUCCCGUUGCAAGUAAGCCGGGGGCCCCGAGAGCACCGGGCAAGCCACAUGUACCGACGGCCCCUAGGCCAGGCGUUGCGAAGCCACCAACGAAAGUGGGAGGCGCUCCAAAGCCUGCUGUCGGUGGACAAUUGGACCUCGCGGCUGCGUUGGCGAGACGGGCGCAAAAGCUAGCUGAAAAUGAAUAACCUACUACAAUGUCUCCUGGAUGCUUCCCAAAUGUGUAUAUGCAUAGUUGGACUAUCUCACGUGGAAUAGAAGAAUAUUAUACCUUGUUCUAGGAGCGCAUAUGGCUCAUUUGGAACGGGCUUAGGAAGUGGAGGUUUCUCAUUAAUCACUUUUGGAAACUGUGUUUCCAAAUGCGACCUCGCAGGACCAAAUAAGGCAACGGCGGCGAAUGAUUUCUAUCAGGGCUUCAAGCAUGAACGUAUGCGGCAACCCUGCGUCGCUCUCCAUGAUAGCGGCAAGCCGAGGGAUAAUUCCCAUUGUGAUCCUGAGGUAUAUGAGUGGAAAAAAUAUUGCAUGGGUAUGUAUAUACUGUAUCAGAGUCUGUGAUGUACAGUGAGGUAUAACAUAUUGAGGAUGCCACCGCUUCCGGAGUCGUGAGCAUAAUGAUGUAAAGAGUCAAACAAAUGCAACGAGAUGUGGUGUGUGAAUGAACAUGAAGAAUUAUUGCCUCCUCUUCCUGAGUUCCUUGUUCUCCUCCCUAAAAUUGUCGUAUCCUGUAUCAUAGUUCUAUGGGUGCGUAACCGUGAUCGGGGGUAUAGGUGCAGAAGGUAUAUCAUCCGUGUCAGGUUCCAGUAACGUUGCUUCCACUUCGUCCUCACUGCCAAGCCCGUCGUCAUCAUCCGGUACGGCUAUUCGUGACGGACUGAGCGGUCUUGAUGUUAGCGAUGCAUGAUCCACGUCGAGAUGCGUCUGGUCAUCCACAUCGUCGCGUGAUAUGAUAGAAUGGGUUUCAGGAUCGUCUCCACGCCAUGUUCUUGCUUCCACUUCAUGCAACACUUUGGCGCCGCCCUUCCCGCUAGCUGCUAAAUCAUCGGGCGUUGUCUCCAGGGCUCU
Messenger RNA from Somion occarium, 5106 nucleotides. The record is from the annotation of a GenBank genome assembly. NCBI's taxonomy places the organism in Eukaryota, Fungi, Basidiomycota, Agaricomycetes, Polyporales, Cerrenaceae.